Messenger RNA from Mycena citricolor, 1065 nucleotides. The record is from the annotation of a GenBank genome assembly. NCBI's taxonomy places the organism in Eukaryota, Fungi, Basidiomycota, Agaricomycetes, Agaricales, Mycenaceae.
UUCGUCGUUUUUAAACGUCCAUUCGUAGGUAGGUAAUUGACAGACACUUAUGAGUACAAUAUCAUUAACAAAUCAUGCGCGCAUCUCCCUAGUCAUUGCCAUGUUUUCCAUGACUUUCCUUGUCGUGAUCAGUAGUUGCCCCCGUACGUCGUCCUCGUCGAAGAUCGGCGACGCGCAGUAACACAUCUGCAUAAGAGUUAGAGCUUUUUCGAAGCGAACAGUCAGGCCAGACUCACGCAAAGCAGGUCGUGAUGGACGCCAGCAGCAGCACAAUCGUGGCCGCAAGCACCAUCCAGAUCGCGUUCUCGAACGAAGCUUGGCCACCGUUGCUGUUAACAUGGUGCCUGACGAUCUGCAACGUCGUCAGCCAAAGCAGCGGUAUCCAGCCAAGUGGCGCACCCCAAAGAUGACCCAAUCGACGAUCAUCGCAGCCAGCGACACGAUGAACGCGAUGAACGCGACGAACGCGGCGACGAUAUACCCAAGGCGGUGCGAGCAGAGCGCCAGCAAGAACGCAAUGCCAGCAAUGCCAGCGGCAAUGGGAUGCAGAAUGAGCGCCUGCGUCGCACCGUGCAGUGUAGACGCCUGGCCCCCGCUUAACGGGCUAAUGCCCAACGCCGAGAUUUCGUUCGCUACGGCGCGCUGUCAGGUCAAGCACAAGAACGAUGACCGUGCGCACGUACCAAUGCGGUACCCGAUCUGCGCUGCGGUGCAACUCUUUCCGCCCCGUCCGUCCAGCACGCAGAACCCAAACGUGCCAAAGCGGAUAGACGCCCCUGCCGCGUCCGUCAAAUUACAGCCAGACUCGUCGAGAACGCACGCACCAUUAUUGGCAGAAGCACUGAGGAAGUCGAUCUGGCUGAAGGUCGGUGCGGAUAUGCUCGCCACGAUGAGCAGCGCCAUCGCAGAGAAGAUCAAGAAUGUCCCGAUAUGCAGCGAAAACAUCGUGAGCAGUGGGUGGGUUGGUGAUACAAAGGCAGAGCCAACAGGUGUCGGGGAUGUCUUAGACUGAGUCCCGGAGGUACCACGGGCAUACUUUAUACAUAACGGAGCUGCGCAUGGCUG